Mercenaria mercenaria is the source of this 6633-nucleotide messenger RNA. RefSeq names its product low-density lipoprotein receptor-related protein 1B-like. The transcript has 23 exons. The record is from RefSeq and is a predicted model, not a curated record. Gene Ontology annotation, molecular function: calcium ion binding; protein binding. NCBI's taxonomy places the organism in Eukaryota, Metazoa, Mollusca, Bivalvia, Venerida, Veneridae. The coding region runs from base 746 to 4798 and encodes 1350 amino acids.
AUAUUUAAUUUAGAACUAAUGAACCAAUAUUCUACGUGUAUAUAAGUAUGAUAUACCUAUCAAAGAGCGUGCAGCGUAGGUAUAGAUAAAAUAAUAGAUAUAGCUUACCUGUAAUACGUGAAGGGAGAUCUGUUCGUGAGUUAUUCUAAGGAAUAGUUCUGAAAUUCUUCUUUUUUAUCUAUUGGCAAAAAGCAUGUACUAAUGGGAAUAACACGAGGGAUAAAAUGAAAACAUCGGAUAUAAAUCUAUACGCACUCAGAAUGCACUUGAGGAUAUUCGUUUACUGAACAGGAUUAUUUCUUGUGUUUAGAUAUAGAUACAUAUCUUUGUGUUAAUUGAAUGUAUUUUCUUUUCUUUUUUUUUCAAACAAAUCAUUUUCCUAUUUCAUUCACGUUUUAAUAUUAUAAUAACAAUAAAAAGUAUGACAAUAUUACUGUUAUUAUGACAUUAUGUUGUAUUGAUUAGAUCAGAAAUUUUAAUCAAUAUCUGACAGUCAAAAUAGGAAGUUGCUUUGUAUGGAAUAUAUUUUUAAUUGUUCAGGUGUGCUCAGAGAAGCUGAAGGAAUUUUACGCAAUACACACAUCAGGGUGGUUAUUACUCUCCGAGAGCUGGUGCACACCAGCUGUUUAUUAUGAUUUAUUUUAUCAGCACUCAGGAUGAUAAUUUCUAAGUGUACCGACUGUUUAGAAUGUUUGAUUGUGAGUUAUGUCGAAUGAUUGGGCAGAGACUUUGAGACGGGAGUGAAAUGCUGAACACACUGUUUUCAUUGGGGUUGCUUAUUCAAGGUGUAUGGAGUUUCUGCAGUAACGAAGAGCUCCGGUGUAUAGACGGUACUUGUGUGCCAAUCAGUAAAAAGUUGGAUGGUAGACAAGAUUGUCCGGACGGAAAAUACGAUGAAGAUUUCAAGAAUUGGUGUAAGGCCUCACAGAUGAACUGUGCCACUGGAAGGUGUAUUUCACGUGCGAAAUUUCAAAAUGGCGUCAAUGAUUGCGGGGAUAACUCGGACGAAGUGCAGUUCCCGUGCAAGCCACCGCUGUACUCGUGCACAGGUACAUCCACGGUUUGUAUUGACAAGACAAAUAUAAAUGAUGGUACAGUAGAUUGUCCAGACGCCACUGAUGAAGUGAAACGACUGAUGGGCAGUUGCGGGUUGAACAACGAGUGUGACGGAAACUGCACUUGUGGAAGAUUUGUUCCAUACUCCGUUUGUACAAACGGCACGUGUGUGUGCGACACGGGUUAUAAAAUCUCAGGAAACAGGAAGCAGUGUUUAUCACGAAAAUUAAAUGAUGAGUGUUCAUUUGAUGACGACUGUUCCGUCGUUAUGAAAAACAGCGUCUGUACUGGUGAAGUAUGUGGGUGCGGCGUUGGCUUUAUAGCAAAUGGAUCAAACACGUGCAGGGAAGUUAUGAUUGGAGACCAAUGUUUAGGCGACCAAGACUGUCUGAUGUUUAACAACAAUAGUAGAUGCAGUGCAGGUACAUGCGGCUGUGCUUUGGGAUACUACGAGAACAACUUCACCUGUCUUCCACGUCACAUUGGUGACACGUGCAAUAUCACUGCAGACUGCUCCAGCGUUAUCGAUGACAGUUCGUGUGACAACGGAACUUGUUCAUGCACGACAGGCUAUUAUGCUUUUGGAAAUAUGAAUUUCUGUUUCAAAAGAAAACUGUUCGACGUUUGUGACGUAGACGCAGACUGUGUCUCGGUGAUCAACAAUAGUGUUUGUCAAGAACGGUUGUGCGCAUGUGAAGAAAACAGAAAACCAGACCUAAAUCGUACUUUUUGUGUCCAAAAGGAUGUAGGGGAUGAAUGCAGUUUAGAUAAUAAUUGCGACUUAAUUGACAACAGUUUUUGCUUGAAUAACUUGUGCACCUGUACACUUGGAUAUCACGACUAUGAAACAAAUAAAACGUGUCUUAGGAGAAAAAUAUUCGACAGAUGUGACGUACAUGGAGACUGCUUUAUGGCUGUGAAUUCAAGUUUGUGUCAACUUGGAAAUUGUCAGUGUGAAAAGGGAAUGAUUGAAGAGAAAAAUAAUACUUCAUGUCGUUUACGGAUAUUGGGUGACACAUGCAGUGAUGAUCUUGACUGUGCAAUGUCUGUUUUAUAUUCGGAUUGCACAAACAGUUCUUGCGCAUGCUUACUUGGUUAUCACGCGGCGAAAGUUAACACGUGUCUGCUGAGAAAGAUCGGAGAUGAAAGCUGUCAGACUGAUGACGAUUGUGACACGGCAGUGUCAGACAGCGAGUGCAGAAAUAAUACCUGUUUAUGUCAAUCUGGCUACCUGGAAUUGUAUAAUGGCACAGUGUGUGCUAAAAGAAAUAUUUCAUCGCCAUGUGAUCACGAUGUCGAUUGCAGUGACGCCAUGAUUAACAGUCUGUGUAUGAAUAACUCCUGUGAAUGUCGUUCUGGAUACAAAGCUAUCAAUGACAACACAGCGUGUGAACUUCGUGCACUAAAUGAUACGUGUGACGUAGACACAGACUGCAGUGACGCAAUCAGCAACAGUAACUGCUCGUCUGGAAGAUGUUUCUGUAAUUCCGGAUACCAGUCUUCUCAGCGGAAAAGUGUCUCUGAAAUUUACACCGAAUCACCUGUAAACAGUACGUUCAGUAAUGUCAGCUCGCUGUUAACGAAUACCACCGUGCAUUCCGAAAACGAAAUGGAAUGCGUGUUACGACAAAUUGGAAAUAAAUGCAAGGUUAGUACGGAUUGUUCAGACGCUGUGCCAAACAGUCUUUGUAAAGAUAAUACAUGUGUUUGUAAACAAGGAUUCAAGACAGGAGCCAACACGUCAUCCAUCUGUGAAGCAAACAGGAUAAAUGAUGUUUGCAGUGAAAAUGCAGACUGUGAUUUGGCAGUUAACAAUAGUGUUUGUGACAGAAAGGAAUGUAAAUGCAUGGCUGGCUUUCAGGUAAACGAAGACAAGUCAGAGUGUAACCGUCGUAAGAUAUUCGAUAAGACAUGUUUCACGUCUAGCGAUUGUUACAUGGCUGUGUCAUACAGCAACUGUAUAAAGCGACAGUGUAUGUGUAACUCCGGCUACUAUCCAUCUAACGGAAAUCAAACAUGUACCAAGUUUAAAAUAGGAGACAAGAAUUGCGUUACUAUACUCGACUGCAAGGAGGCGGUGUCCAAAAGUUCCUGCCGGAAGGGAGAGUGUAGAUGCAUCAAUGGCUAUAUGGCAGAAAAUAACAACACAGUCUGUCAAAAACGUAUUAUUGGAGACCCGUGCGAUACGGACCUGGAUUGCUCGGCAGCGGUAUUCAGAAGUUUAUGUAACGGAACGUGUAAAUGUGAAGAUGGUUAUGACGCUAAUCCUAUAACCAACUUAAGAACAUGUGUAAAAUCACCCCAGAAGUUACUGGAUACUUGUAGCUUUGAUGAACAAUGUUUUCGCCUUGACAACAUCAGCAGUUGUGGGAACCUACAUGGUUUUGAGAGCAGAAUAAAGUCAUGUGUAUGUGAACUAGGUUACUUUGUCCGAUAUGACCAAGUGGAACAAGGACAUUGUUAUGAACCAAGGCUGAUAGGCGAUUAUUGUGAGAACCGUGCGUGGUGCCAGUUUGGUGAUAACGUGCAUUGUGUGGAUAAUGAAUGUACAUGUAGACCUGGACAUAUACCAAACGCAACAUAUAACGGAUGUGUACAUUUACCGGAGGCAGUCGGAGAUUUUUGCCGUAUUGACUCUCACUGUGACAAGAUCCCACACUCGGAGUGUUACGUCGGAGAACAAAAUAACACUUGCCAAUGCCAUUACAAAUACAAAACCAAUGAUGAUGGAAGAAACUGCCUGCCUAGAUCAUUUGUGAUUGAGCCACCUUCUCCAGUUGUGGAAAUAGGUUUACAAUGUGAUGCAAGACGGACAUGUAACAAGCAUGAUGAAGGUCGAAAAUACUGGCGCUGUGCGAAGGAAGAAGGACGUCAACAUACACGCUGCCUUUGUGUGCCUGGUUACGCCAGUAAAUAUAACUCGGAAACAUUUUCUUGUAAAGAAAUACAAACAUAUUACUUCAACAUAAACAUAACACACGAGCUCGGUUGCCGGGACAACAAAGAAGACACACCUCUCUGCUAUCAGUAUCAACCUAUCAGAAUUCUGAAACAAUAUAACAACGAAAAUACUAAAUACUUCCUGUACAUCAGGGAUAGGAUCGUUCUUCAAGGGUUUGCCAAUUUGUUUAAUGACACUCCACCUUACAUUCGAGACCGCUACAUGACCAGUGAAGUACUCAACAUUACAGAAUCACAGAAUCAGAUGAAAAUUGGAGUGUUGGUUUAUUUUCUAGCUGAUUAUUACAAUAUAAUCAACGAAACUGAACUUGAGAAUGAAAUGAUCAACAGUCUUAUAAGGUCUCACGGGGAAAUAGGAAAGAGUCAACUUAAAAUGUCUUGGCCAUUUGAUGACGCCAUAGAAUAUAAAGAUUUUGAUGAAUGUACAGAGCAGGGCGGUCGGUUCUCGGAUUGCUCUCCCAUUGCCUGGUGUUUGAACACACGUGUAUCGUAUAUGUGCUCGUGCAGGCACGGGUAUGAGGACUGGUCUGUCGACAGUGAUGGUAGACCGGGUAGGAUUUGCAAUCUUCCGCAAGACGUUACUACUGAUAGCUUGAGCUGUUCUGACGGUAAAUGUGAAAACCAGUGGGAAUAUAUAAGCUUAGCCCUUGUUGGGUUUGGUUUCGUAUUAUUUUUCUUUAUUGGGUACGAGAUAUAUACAAGAAAGAAGAAACUCGAAAAGAGGUACAGAAUCUUGACAUUUAUUACAAAUUACAAAAGGCGGCCAAAAAGGCAAGAUUAAAUUCUUUACGGGAGAGAAGAAAAACAAUAAAGAGGAAAAAGAAGGAUGACGAAAAAGAGAAAAAAGAUACCAAGGAUAAGGACCAACCUGAGGAGGAGAGACAAUUAGUUGAAAAUUUUUCCGAAUGAUUAAACUAUCAGCUUGUAAGAUUUCCUUAGUAUUGUUAACUGUAGGCUAUUGAGACUGUGAUUUACUGCUCUCUAUAAAUGUUUAAUCAUUGUAAUGAACUUUUGAAGCAUGUGUAAACUAUAUUACUCACUGUGAUAGAAAUGAAAAUACAUGUGUGUAUUUGCAGGCCCCAUUUAGGUGACGAGACAAUUUUAACAACGGGUAUCUUAAUACAAAAUCCUGUCUUGGUUUCCAAAAUUGUGAUAUGAAACUGACAAAGAAAUAUUGGAAUCAGUAGUAGGGUAGGGGUUAAGGUUAACUUAUACUUCCUUUCCAUAUACCUAGCUUAAAUAGCGACGAAGUAGAGUGUCCACCUAGAUGUGAGACCCGGUUCAGUUCCUUGCCCGAGAUGAAAUAUUGUGUUACAAAAGAACAUUAUUGUCCAGUCUGAUGUGUUUAUAAAGGAUCUGAAGUAUUAUAAAAUAGUUUGAUUACUUCCAAAAAUAUUUAUUGACCUAAUAGUUAUUUGAAGUCUCCUGUAGUAGACAUUAGAAGAGUUGUUAAACAGAAAAUAAAAUUUUAAUCUGUAAUAAAACUAUCCAAAGAGGUUACGAAUGGACUUUUUACUGUAUUGUCUUAUGACACUUAUUUUUGACUGUGUAUGGCCGACAGAUCAUUUCAGGUUUACGUAUUUACUUUAGGUCUAUUCGCGAACAUGAAACAAUUUGAGAUAGUCGUGUACUAAGUUCUAGCAUUUAAGAAAUUUAUAAUCAUAACCUGGACUAAUAUAAUUAGAAGUAUAUAAAGCCAUUAUAUAAACAACUGUUAGCAUUUUUUCUUUGUAGAGCGCAACAUAAAAUGGCUGAUUAAUGUUACACUUUGAUCUCACUGUUAGAAUGCGAAUGUUUGUGUUGAUAAAUACAGUGUUAAUCUUUGUAUGUUUGUUUGUGUUACUUUUUGUAAGUGAUUUUUUCUUGUUAAUGGGAAUUAAAGGGACACGCCUUCAGUAUGCCAGUUAUUACGAAAUGCAUUUAGUUCGGCAGGCAGUAAAUAAAAAGUAAAAACUUUGAUUCAUUGAGUUUUUGAUAAAAUUUGCUUUAAAAUCUCUAGUUUCUUCUCUAUAAUAAUGUAGAUAAUGGUAUGUCACACACAAGUUGAAAUAAUGUAAAAAGGUAAUUUCGUAAUAGCAUACAGAUUACAAUUAAGCUUAGAUUUUAUACUACCUUAUGAGUUUUGUAAUUUUAUAAACGUAGCUAUUUCUUUUAAGGUAGCAGAUACAUAAUGACAUUCGGCAGCUUCCGUUCCGUUACGUGUUCCCUUAAUGCGGAUUUCGCAUUUCCGAAAUUAACAAUUAACCUAAGCAGGUGCUCGUUUGAGCUGUACCAUCCAAAGAAUGCCGAAACGGCCCACAAUUAUACGUAAUAGCACGGAAAUUACCGAAUGUCAUUGCAGGUCCACUACCUUAAAAUAUUUUUAGACAUGACUGAGCUUAAAUUAUAUCUUUCAGAGGUUAUACAUUUACUAAACAAAUAUUCUACGCUAGAUUCAGAAGAGUAAUUUUAAUUGUGCUAAUCUAUAAAGAAACUAAGGUCUUUCAAAUUGUGCAUCAUUAUUCAUAUGAAUAUUUUGCCGUAUUGUUUAAGUCUUGUAUGAAUAUUUGUCAUUAUUGUAAUUGUGUUCAUGAUACAUUGUCAAUAUGUGAGAAAUAAACUGAAAUUAUUACAUAA